This is a messenger RNA of Arabis nemorensis, 225 nucleotides long. The record is from the annotation of a GenBank genome assembly. NCBI's taxonomy places the organism in Eukaryota, Viridiplantae, Streptophyta, Magnoliopsida, Brassicales, Brassicaceae.
AUGCUCUUGUCGUUUGUAAUCACUAAAGUGAUAUUGAUUGGCUUGUGGGAUGGAUUCUGGCGCAGAGGUUUUGGUCGUGGUUUUGUGGUGUUCCAUUCCAAGUUUGCUGAGAACUAUAGGUUCUAUUCCCGUAGUCACUUUGUGAAAGGCAUUGAGCUGAUGAUUCUCCUACUCGUGGUGACAUGGCUAUUUAGUGAAGUAAGGCAUUUUCCUUUCUUGUUGUAG